Molecule: messenger RNA, 2925 nt
Organism: Diaporthe batatas
Lineage: Eukaryota; Fungi; Ascomycota; Sordariomycetes; Diaporthales; Diaporthaceae
Exons: 8
Coding region: 1-2925 (974 amino acids)
Biological process (GO): carbohydrate metabolic process
Molecular function (GO): chitin binding
Source: RefSeq, a predicted model, not a curated record
AUGGCGACCUGCAAGUACACUCAAGUCCAAGCUGGCGACGGGUGUUGGGCCCUUGGGGAACGCUGCGGAAUCUCCCAGGCCGACCUUGUCAAGUACAACCCCAGUUCCGGAUUCUGUGACAAUCUGCUCAAAGACCAAUACGUCUGCUGCUCUUCUGGGUCUCUCCCCGACUUCUCCCCCAAACCAGACAAUAAUGGCAACUGCUUCGUCUACACUGUCGUGCCGGAUGACACCUGUGACAAGAUUGCAAAGGCCAACCACAUGGAGUGGCAAGAUAUUCCCACAUACAAUGAACUCACAUGGGGAUGGACGAACUGUACGGGGCUCCAGAAGGGCCAGAACAUUUGUUUGAGUGAGGGAAUGCCACCGUUCCCUGCGGCUGUCAGUGGGGCUGUUUGCGGUCCACAGAAACCCGGAACGGUGAAGCCAAAGAACGGUUCGACUUGGGACUGGGCUGAGCUAAACCCAUGCCCCUUGAAUGCCUGCUGUGAUAUAUGGGGCCAAUGUGGUAUAACGCCCGAGUUCUGCACAAAUAGCACAGAAAGUGGCGGGGCGCCUGGUACGGCCAAGAAGGACACAAAUGGCUGCAUCUCCAACUGCGGCACCGAAGUCAACUCCUCCAGCUCGUCUGUUGAGGCACGGCGGAUCGGCUACUUCGAGGCCUGGAACCUGAACCGACCCUGUGCCAACAUGGAUGUCUCCAAGAUGACCUUUGACGGCUACUAUACCCACGUGCACUGGGCCUUUGGCAACAUCACCUCCAGCUGGCAGGUGGAUGUGACGGGGCAGAAGGAGCAGUUCGACGGCCUGCUGAAGCUCAAAGACAUCAAGCGCAUCAUGUCCUUUGGAGGCUGGGGGUUCUCCACCGACGCCUACACGCACCAGAUUUUCCGCACUGGCGUCCGGGAUGGAAACCGCCAGAUCCUCGCCGCUAACAUCGUCAAGUUCAUCGUGGACAACGAUCUUGAAGGCGUCGACUUCGAUUGGGAGUACCCUGGCGCCCAGGACAUUCCUGGAAUCGGCCCUGACGCGCUCGACUCCGGGGACAAUUAUGCACAAUUCCUGAAGCUUGUCCGACAGCAGUUACCGAAGGAUAAGUCCAUCUCGAUGGCGCUGCCGGCUUCAUAUUGGUAUCUCAAGGGCUUUGACCCGGUAACACAGUUCGAGGAUUAUAUUGAUUAUUAUGUAUUCAUGACCUAUGACCUUCACGGUCAGUGGGACUAUGAAAACACUUUUGUCAAUCCCGGCUGUCCGAAUGGCAACUGUCUUCGGAGUCACGUCAACAAGACAGAGACCGAGUACACAUUAGCCAUGGUCACUAAAGCUGGGAUUCCCUCUACGAAGAUCGUGCCUGGUCUUGCCCUCUACGGUCGUAGCUUUCAAAUGUCAGACUCCUCGUGUAAAGGGCCUGAAUGUACUUUUACUGGCAAGGAGUCAGGUGCCACCAAAGGAUCAUGCACAGACACUGCCGGAUAUAUCUCCAAUGUGGAGAUCCAGGCCCUUAUAUCACAGGCCAACGGCGACAAUCCUGACGGACUCACCAUCUCCCAGUACAAGGACGAGGGCGAUAUCCUUAUUUACAACGACAAUCAGUGGGUCUCGUGGCUCACGCCCGAAAGCUACAACGAGCGCAAGGCGUGGUACGACGGCAUGAACUUUGGCGGCAGCGUCGACUGGGCUGUCGACCUGAACCGUACUUACGGCAAUAAUGGCACGGGAGACCUACAAGAGUCUGAUGACGAUUGGGAAGAGUAUACACCCUGCCCAACCAAGCUUUACAAUAAUCUGGACGACUUGCUCGGAGCCUCAGACCUGCCGGUACAUUGUGUCGCACAGAUGACGCUCGACACCCUCAUCAAGAUGCUCGAUGACGCGUAUAACCACUAUACGGAUGUGAACAACGGAUAUGAUGAGAUGUUCGGGUACUACGUGACCUACAUCGAAAAGAUAGUGCCGGCUGUGCUCGAUAAUGCAUUCAUGUGGAAUAUGAGCAUUACGAAUCAGAAUGCACUUGUUCCUGAAAUUGGCUACGGCAUGCAGUACUUUGACUGCCAGUUCCCUGAACAGAAGGACUGGGUGUCCUGUGCAACCUGGGAUGAUCACCUUGACUCGCUUUUACGCUACCUCGACGCAACAGAGCUGCGCCUGCGCGAUCACGACGGAUUUGCCAAGGCUCUUGCAACGGCGGGCCUACUCGAGGAUUGGGUCGACUUUGGCGACUACAAAAUCCACCGCACCAACAAUAACGACCGCCCGGCACAGUCAUGGACUCUGAGCUUCCACGGGUGGCCGAUCCGCAACGAAUCCAUGGUGGUAAACAACCCCAAGGACAUCGUCACCAAGGGCCUCCCCAACAUUCCAAGCCUACGCCAGGAGAUGGUCGCGAGCAUGCUGGAAAUCAUGGGCGGGAGCUGGGCCGGGGGGGACUCGCGAGAUGCCGCGCUCGCGUACGCGCCGGCCGUGUUCAUGCUGCAGCAGGCCGUGGACAGCAUGGCGCAGGCCAAGGAGCUCGGCGCGCAGGAGGAGAAGACCGAGGAGGAGGAGGAGCGCAAGCGCAAGGAGAACCUCAUCCUGCUCAUCAUCGGGGUCGCGCUCAUGUUCGUCCCCGUCGUCGGCACGGAGGUGGCCGCCGCCCUGGGGCUGACCAACAUCGCCCGCGUCAUCGCCGUGGCGGGCGAGCUGGGCAACGCCGCGUUUGCGACGUACGAGACGGUCAGGGACCCGGCGUCCGCCAUCGUCAACAUCCUCGGUAUGCUCUUUGGCGUGGGCCAGAUCGCCAAGGCGGAGCGCAGCGCCACGGGAAUCAGGGGCGUGGCGGCGUGGCGCAAGGGGAUGAAGUCGAGCGAGAUCUCGUCCAUGGGCAGGUUCUUCGCGGACGGGGACUCGAAGGUGCAGACUCUACUUGGUAAGGUUUGCAAGCUUUGA